This is a messenger RNA of Trifolium pratense (red clover), 1388 nucleotides long. RefSeq lists its product as uncharacterized. Gene Ontology annotation, cellular component: endoplasmic reticulum. The transcript has a single exon. The record is from RefSeq and is a predicted model, not a curated record. NCBI's taxonomy places the organism in Eukaryota, Viridiplantae, Streptophyta, Magnoliopsida, Fabales, Fabaceae. Bases 117 to 1220 code for a protein of 367 amino acids.
UUGACGUCUCUGACUGCACAUAAACAUGCUCUCUACAUAGUCUUUGUAACCUCAGUCCCAAUAUUGAACAAAGUUUCAAAUCCAAAAACAAAAACCCAGUUAAUCGAAACUUAACCAUGUCAAUUCACUCAUCCAAACACUCCCUUAUCAUCUUCUUCAUCCUAAUCCAAAUUUCAUCCCCAAUUAUCAAAGUCCUCGCCAGAAACUCCCACGUCAUCAAUUUCCGAUCACCAAAUCUCUAUCCAGAAAGCCUCGCAUGGGACUCCAAAAAACAACACUUCCUCGUCGGAUCCCUUCAUCACCGCACAAUCUCAUCAAUCUCAGAUGCAGGAAUCGUCGAAACCCUAAUCACUGACACAUCCUUACCAGAAAAUGUCACCGUUUUAGGUCUAACCGUCGAUUCACGCAACAACCGUAUCCUCGCUGUAAUUCACGCUCUUCAGCCUCUUCCUCCUUUCAACGCACUCGCCGCUUAUGAUCUCAACUCCGGCAACCGUCUCUUCCUCUCGAUUCUUCCAUCCGAUGAACCCGCUCUUGCUAACGACGUUGCUGUUGAUUCCAACGGCAACGCUUAUGUAACAAACUCAAUCGGAAACUUCAUCUGGAAAAUCAAUGAUAAAGGAGAAGCAUCGAUUUUCUCCAAAUCGCGGAGGUUCACGGAACAUCCAGUGGACCGCGAUACACCGUAUAGUUUGUUUGGACUUAACGGAAUUGCUUACGUCAGCAGCGGUGGUUAUCUUUUAGUGGCGCAAUCCAAUACGGGCAAGAUUUUUAAGGUUGAUGUGGAUGAUGGUACUGUUAGGCACGUGCUUCUUAACAAAGAUCUCACGUGUCCUGAUGGUGUCGUUUUGAGAAGUGAUGGUGUCGUUUUGGUUGUUUCACCAGAAAUAAAUAAGUUGUGGCUUUUAAAGAGUAAUAAUGGAUGGGGGGAAGGUGUGGUUUAUGACGAAAUUGACCUUGGUGAUGAUGAAGGGUGUCCUACUUCUGUUGUUGCUAGGGAGAGGGAUAAGAUGUAUGUUUUGUUUGGGUAUAUGAGAGAGGGUAUUUUGGGAAAAGUAGAAAGGGAGAAUUUUAGAAUUGAGGAGAUUAAGUCACCUAAGGAAAGUGAAGAUGAGAAUAUUUGGAUUUAUGUUAUGAUUGGAUUUGGGUUGGUUUAUUUCUUGUAUUGGAGGUUUCAAAUGGGUCAGCUUGCGAAGAAUAUGAAUAAGAAGAUCAAUUGAGUGUUUAUAUGUUUGAGGUAGUUUGUAUUUUUAAUCCCAACAUGUUUGGUAUAGGUGUAGCUUAAUUAUGUUUGUAUUUAUGUUAGGUUUCUUAGGAGUGAAAAUUGUAUCAUUUUGAUGAUUUGUACCAUACUCUUAAUAAGAGUUUAAGGUGGUUCUUAAUUCUAA